GCCGAUGCAUUCAAGCCGGAUGCUUGGGUGCACGACAAGGUGUACAACAUCUUCGGCUUCCCGAAGGCCAAGAAGGACAAGGCCAUGCAAGCAUUGGAUGACGACACCAAGACGGAGGUGAAGACGUUCUGUGACAAGGAGGAAAUCAAUUUCUUGGUCUUCUCCUCCGCGGCGGAGGGCGUGUGGACGGCGACUAGCGAGUUACCGGAUAUUACGAAGCUGAAGAAGAAGAUCCUUUUCGUGCACAAAGUAUACAUUCAUGUUGUACAGUUUGCGGGUGUACUAAGUUAGUGCAUCAUCGUCAUUGAUUUGGGCUCGUUGCAUUUUUGCAUCGAUGUUGAGCGUGACAGAGAGCGAGAAUCUUUCCCUCCAGUUUCGGAGACGGAAACCAUAACCAAGCGAUUGAAAAAUUCUUCACAGUGCGGCUCUGGGAAAAUCACCAAGGACAAUCUGUACGACCGGGUGCUGUUCAUGGAAGCCACGAAAGACCUGAUGUCGAUGUUGAACAACUACUGCCACCACAUCUACCUGUCUACGCUUUCGAACCCGGCAAACCAGACGGGCUGGAGUGACCUGAUCAGCAAAGACCUCAUGGACAAGUACCACGUCUUUCUUGCGAACCUCCACGUCACGUGCGGUUUGAUGAUGGGAAAAACACUGCUCCCGCUGCCCCCGAAAGAGGCCACAAACGAACGUGCCUCCUCAACGAACAAGGAUCGCGUGCACAUCCUGGAGUCCGCUGUCAUCACCUGGACGAAGCAAAUCUCGCACGUGUUGAAGCAAGAUCCGGAGGUGCUGCUGAAAACGGGGAACCCAGGACCACAGGUGGAACUGGAGUUCUGGCGCAACAAAGCGAGCAACCUGAACGUGAUCUAUGUAAGAUAAAGUUGAAAAGUACAGGGCAACAAAUUUCCUGAUUUGUUGCCCCAUACGGUAGAAUAUCUUCUCCCGCACCCGCAAAAGCAAAUGAAUGGCGCAGGACUUGUGUGGUCAGCUCGAAGUUUAAUGUUGGGCCAAAUGAAUAAAGCAACAGGUGCAUGGUCCAGUGUGAUUAAAUUCGUUGAUGACUUCGCGGGUGCGGGUAAUUUGUUCACUUGCAUACUAAUCAUGCCCAGCUCCAGUCCGAACAGCUGAAGAAGGUGUUAAAGUUCCUGGAGCAGAACAAAUCAACGUACACGCAGCCCUUCUCGAGACUGCAAAAGGAGGUCGAGCAGGCACGGGACGAGGCGAUCGACAACGAUCAUUUCUUGAAAACGCUUGUCCCCUUCUUCGACGUUCUAACGAACGACGGCGCGGACUACGAGAAGCUGCCGAACUGUUUUGACGGGUUGCUGCACACUAUCUUGCUCGUCUGGAAAUACUCGAAGUACUACAACACCCCGGGGAGACUGGUCGUGUUGAUCCGCGAGGUUUGCAACGUGAUCAUCAACCAAUCGCUGAAGUACAUUAACGGGCCGCAAAUCUUCACCCUGAUCCAAAACGAAGAAGCGAAAGAGGCAGUCGACAAAUUGGAAAGGACCCUCGCGAUCUGCACGGAGUUCAAGGAUCGGUACGCCAUGUACAAGGACAUCGCGGAGCAGCAGCCGAACGGCGGGUGGAAGAUCCAGUCCAACGCCUUGUUCGUGCGGUUGGACGCCUUCCGCGAGCGCUGCAGGGACAUUUUGGAUUUCACGAAGACGAUCGUGCAAUUUAUCAAACUGGAGCGGAUCGAUAUCGGCGGCACGAAGGGAAAGUUGCUCACGCAGGCGAUUGUCAACAUUUACGACGAGUUCCAGCGUGCGGUGGCGAAGUUUCAGUCAGUGGAUUACGACAUCAUGGACAUUGGUGAGAUGCGGUUCGACGACGACUUUUUUGCCUUCCGCAUGGCCAUCCGGGAGUUGGACCGAAGAAUGGCAACCGUGCUCGGGCUUGGGUUCGACGACCUGGACUCUGUCGCGGGUCGGGCGAAGCUCUUCGACGGAUUUGAGGGCCUGCUGGAGCGGCCGAUUUUGGAGGACGAACUCGAGAAAAAGUACACGGUGAUGUUGACGACGGUGAAAGGAGAUCUGAAGGUGUGCAAGACGCUUUUCAGCCAGAACAAGACGCAAAUCGACCUCGUGUCCGACAUCGCGCCGCUCUUCCUCAACUUUCCGCCGGUCGCCGGUGCCAUCUACUGGGUUCGCGCGCUGAAGCAGAGGAUCGACAUGCCAAUGAGCAAGUUGUUGGUUUUCAACAAGUUGGUCCGGGAGAAGCCGGAAGAGUACCGGGAGGUCGAGAAACUGUACAACCAGCUUUCCGAGCUCUUUGACGACUACGAAACGAAGAAGUACAAGGAGUGGAAAGCGACGCAGGUCGAGCCGACGAAGGAGAAGUUGAAGAUGCGGCUGCUGCGGCGGAUGGAAAAGACUGGGUUGCUGAAGGUGAACUUUGACCCGGCUCUGGUCAGGCUGCUACGGGAGACGCGGUACUUCCUCCUGUUUGGACUAGAAGUGCCUGACACCGCGUUGAACAUCUUCUCGCGCGCGGACGUGUACCGCACCUGGUGCGGCCAGUUCGAUAUCGUGGUCGGAAAGUACAACGCGGUCUUAACCGAGCUACUACCGGUGGAAGAACCGCUGUUGGAGGACAAGAUUGUCCGCAUGGACAGUGCACUGAGCCCCGGCCUGACCGACCUGAGGUGGAAGUCGGAGGAAAAGAUUCCGGCCCUGAUAAAAUCCGUCACCGACGUCGUGGGCGAGGUGAGCGACAUUGUGGACGCGAUCAAGGGAAAUCUGAAGAAGAUCUCCGCGAUUAUCGAGCAAUGGUGCCAGUCACCGUUGUUGGAAAGAAAAGCGAAACCGAUGGCGGUGGACGAGUUCGAUUUGGCGCACAAGGCCAACGUCGGAACCCGGUUGCACAUGAUGGGCGAGGCGGGCAAGGAGAUCCAUAAGUUCCUGAAGGAUUCCAACGAGGCACUGAAGGUGGCGAAGUCCAGCAACAUCUGGAAGAACUAUGUCGAUUUCGUGAACAACAUCAUGAUCGAGGGCUUCGUCUCGGUGAUCGCGGUCUCUUUGCAGUACCUGUGCGAAAUCUUGGACCCGCUGAUUAUUUCCCGGCACGACGUCCAGCCCCUGUUCGACAUCAAAAUCGAACUUGACCCGAGCAGCGGCGAGAUCGUGUUCGACCCGCCAUUUGCGCCCAAGGAAAAAGACGGCGUUGCGCUCCGGGGCACAAUCAACGGCUGGCUCAAGGACUUCUUCGCCAUGGCGGCGGUGACGAUGCCGCGCUUGGAUACGGGUACCGGGGAUUAUUUGAACGAGAUGAAGGAACACUUUCAGAUGCAAUGCCUGUUGUCCCUUGUCUUUGAACUGAUCGACAACACGGAGAUGAAGUGCAUCGAUUACCGGCAGACGUUCAUGCAGCACAGCUUUUUGUGGAAGGAGUCUUUGGAGGAGACCUUCGCCGACUUUUUGCUGGACGGCGCGAAGGACUUGGUGAACCCGGAAGUCGAGGACGGCAUGGACUUUCACACUCUGAUGGACACGGCCGGAAUUGAUAUGGGUCCCAAGAUCCCGCCCUUCGAGCGGUUCGAUGAGCAGAUCACGCGGUUCAAGCGUCUGAAAGAGGAAAUUGCGGGGACCAAGACCCCCGUGGACAUCCACUGGCUGCGGAUCAAUUCUCAGCCCGUGAAGAUCAAUUUGGUGCAGUACGUCGCAAAGUGGGAGGAGAAGUAUUCGAUGUACCUCCACAGCUACGUCGAGCAAAGAAUCGUGCAGUUGAUGGGUUUCAUCAACAACGUGCAAAAGGGUUUGACCGAGAUCUCGCCGGCGGACGACCCGGAAAAUUCCAAACUUCUGUACCAGACCAUGACGCACAUCCGCGAUGUAAAAUUUUUGCAAGGCCCACUGAAAACACUCUUCGAACCCAUCCGCCAGGGGUGCAACCUGUUGCGCAAGCACGGCGUCCCGGUUGCCGAGGAACACUUGAUCGAGCUGGAGGCGGCGCCGGCCAGAUGGGAGGAGGUGAUUCGUGCCGCGUUCGACGAACGUGAGCGGAUUUUGCCCUUGCAAAACGUCGAGAUGCUGAAGAUCCGUCACACCAUUGAUUCCUUUGGCUCCACCGUCGGCGACUUUCGUACCCAGUUCCGGGCGGAGUGCCCGUUCGACCACGGCCGGUUCUUGGAUUUGCCGAUUCCGGAGGAGCUGCAGGCGGAGAUCGAUGAGGCAGCCAACUCGCAGGACGCGCAAAAGUUGAUUGACGCGUUUGAGUCGGAAGGCUACGACCGCGCUUACCAAACGCUAGAUGACUAUUACGUGAAGACGCACGAGAUCCAGAAGACCGCGAAGGAGUACAAUAACUUGGAGAUUUUGUUCGACAUCUCGGUGUCGAACUACAGAAGCCUGAAGGAGUCGCUGGACGAUCUUGGCUUGUUGAAGAACUUGUGGGAUACGAUUUCUAUGAUAAAGACCACCUUCAAGGAGUGGAACACCACACUGUGGGAUAAGAUCAACACGGACGAUUUGAUGCAGCGAGUGAAAGAAUUCCAGAUGCAGAUGAAGGUGAUGCCGAAGGGUAUGCGCACCUGGCCGCUGUACAACUGGCUCGUCGAUCAGGUGAAGAACAUGGCGACGGUGCUUCCCUUGAUUAACGACCUGCGUUCCGACACCAUGCGAGACAGGCACUGGACUAUGAUUAUGGCGGUUACGGGUAAGCACUUCGAGAAGGGCCCGAACUUCUGCUUCCGCGACUUGCUCGUUUUGAACUUGCACCAUUUCGCCGAUGACGUGUCCGAAAUCGUGGAUCAGUCCGCAAAGGAGGCCAAGAUUGACAAGAAGUUGACCAUCAUCCGUAACACGUGGAGCAAAAUGGAGAUGCGGUUCAACAUGUCCAACCCGGAUGUGCCGCUGUUGGAGGAGUUAGGCGAGACUGUCGAGAUUUUGGAGGCCCACAGUUUGGAAAUGGUCGGCAUGACGUCCCAGGGUCGUUUCAUCGAGUUCUGUCAAGCGGUGGUGGACGAGUGGUCCGCGAAAUUGAGAACCAUCGAUGCUGUCGUGGACAUCUGGCAAAAGGUGCAGCUGAAUUGGUCGCGGUUGGAGCCCAUUUUUAUGCAGUCCGACGAUAUCCGAUCGCAGCUGCCAGACGAGUCGAAAAGAUUCGAGGCGGUCGAUGGAAAAUGGAAGGAGUUGAUGUUAGACGCGUCCCAAUCCACCAUGCUGGUCGAGAUCUGCUGCGCAGAGGGACGGCUGGAUGCUCUGCGCGAGAUCCACGACACAAUCGAGACGUGCGAGAAGGCUCUGAACGAUUACCUCGAACAGAAGAAGAAAGCGUUCCCGCGCUUCUACUUUGUGGCGAACCAGGCGCUGCUGGAUAUUCUCUCGAACGGUAACCGCCCCCUAAAGGUUGCAGCGUAUUUGGGUGAUGUAUUCGACGCCACCAAGACCUUGGACUUUUCGAAGUCUCCCGAUGACGGCAAGAUCGGUUGCGGUAUGGUCGCGAAGGAUGGUGAGUAUGUGGCGUUCCAUGAAGAUUUCACCCUUACCGGUGCUGUGGAGACGUACCUCUACAACCUGGAAGGUCAUGUGAGAUUAGUGUUGCGCGAUCAGAUGGAAGUUGCCCGCGGCACCGCGGAGAACUGGGAGAUCGACAAUCCCCGAGAAUUCUGGCUGGAACCGUACUGCGCACAAAUAGCGCUCCUGAUCACGAUGAUGGUGUGGACCGAGGAGACCGGUCGCGCGUUUGAGGAGAUCGAAGCGGGAAGUGAGACCGCGAUGAAGGAUUACAAACGCGUUUGCGACGACCGGAUUGAGAAGUUUAUUAUUCGUGUGCAGACCGACUUGUCUCCCGAACUCCGCGUGAAGAUCAUCACUGUGAUUACCAUCGAUGUGCACGGCCGGGAUGUCGUCGAGGGCUUCGUAAACAAGAAGAUCAUGGACGCCGCGGCCUUCGCGUGGCAGUCGCAGUUGAAGUUCUACAUGGGACCAAAACCGCAGAACCCGCCGAGUCUGGUCAGUCUCACUCCGGACGAGCUAAAGACGUGCUUUGUGAAGAUCUGCGAUUGGGUCACCGUCUACCUCUACGAGUACGUUGGAAACUGCGGUCGGUUGGUGAUUACCCCACUGACGGAUAGGUGCUACAUCACGCUGUCGCAGGCCUUGAACUUGACUCUCGGCGGCGCGCCGGCCGGCCCGGCCGGAACCGGAAAGACCGAAACCACCAAAGAUUUAUGCCGCGCACUGGCUUUGCCGAUCGUGGUGUUCAACUGCUCCGAUCAGAUGUCGUACUUGACGACUGCCAAUAUUUUUAUGGGGCUGGCGCAGGUCGGUGCUUGGGGUUGUUUCGACGAGUUUAACCGGAUCUCGAUCGAAGUGUUGUCCGUGGUAUCAACGCAAUACAAAGCUAUUCUCGAUGCGAUUCGUGAGAACGCGAAGACGUUUCUGUUCAUGGACGAGGAGAUCAAGCUGAUCGCGACGAUUGGUGCAUUUAUCACCAUGAACCCGGGUUACGCGGGGCGGACGGAACUGCCGGAGAACCUGAAGGCGUUGUUCCGCUCCUGCGCCAUGAUCGUGCCAGACUUGACCUUCAUCUGCGAGAACAUGUUGAUGAGUGAGGGAUUCGUGAUUGCCCGUCCGCUGUCGCGUAAAUUCGUGACUUUGUAUGGUCUGUCCGCGGCACUGCUGUCCAAGCAGAUGCACUACGAUUGGGGUCUGCGUGCGGUCAAAUCGCUGCUGCGUCAGGCGGGGAAGCUCAAGCGGAAGGAACCCGAUGCGGAUGAAAACCCGGUGCUGUGCCGUGCGCUGCGUGACUUCAAUACCCCGAAGAUUACGACCAUGGACAUGCCGAUCUUCCUGCGCUUGAUCAAGGAUCUGUUCACCGGCGUGUGGCCGGACCCCUUCGUGGAUGUCGAGUUCACCAAGGUGUGCGCGGGCGUGAUCAAGAAACGCGGUUUGCAAACGGACUCCUCCUUCGUCGUCAAGGUGGUCAGCCUGCUUGAUAUCCUGUUUGUGCGUCAUUGCUGCUUCAUUAUUGGUCCCGGUGGCUGCUCCAAGACGGAGGUGUGGAAGUCGUUGAUGGCUGCGGUCAAGGAAAUCGGCCAGGAGGGUUUGUGGGAACAGAUUAACCCGAAGGCGAUCACGCACUCCGAGUUGUACGGCUCCAUGUCGAAGACCAAGGAGUGGAAGGAUGGUGCCAUCGCGGUUGUGAUGCGGAACAUGAGCAAGGAGAUGAACGGGUAUAGAAUUUUUCCAGAUUACUUAUUUUGAUCAUGGACAUGAUUUGAACAAAAAUUUUGAAUCAUGCCAAACAUGCUUUUUAGGCACGUUCCUUUUCAAGGGCAAACGAUCAUUCUGUUUGCAGAGGUGCUACAAUUAUCAAAUGAGCAAACCCUUAUCAGGUACAAACCAAUCCAUCAGCACCGCUGGGUCAUCCUUGAUGGCGACAUUGAUGCGGAGUGGAUCGAGUCGAUGAACACGGUGAUGGAUGACAACAAGGUGCUCACGCUGGUCUCCAACGAACGUAUCGCGUUCGCGCCCACCAUGCGAAUGUUGCUCGAGAUCGAGAACAUGAAGCACGCGUCUCCCGCAACCGUCUCCCGUGGUGGUGUGCUGUUCAUCAACGAGACCGAUGUGGGCUGGAAGCCUUUUAUGGAGUCGUGGCGUGAAAACCUAGAUCAGGUUGCGCAGUCGACGUUUUACCUGUUGUUCGCGAAUUACUUCGAGGCGAACAUCGACUCCAUCCGUAAAAUGUUCGCGUUUUCGUGCCCGCUGCUCGACAUGGGCUUCAUCCAGUCCAUCACGUGCAUGAUUGACGCUCUAUUGAACAACAACUCAAAGGAAAAUAUGGAAGCUUUGAAGCAGAUGUCUGUCGACGAUCAGAAGCUUGUGUACGAGGCCUACUUCAUCUACGCCAUGAACUGGGCCAUCGGCGCAUCCGUCGCGGAUGACAAAGUGACUAACUAUCGUAAGGCCUGGGGCUCCUUCUACAAGGGCAUCGCCAAGGUAAAGUACCCCGAGGCUGGGAAUCCCGAAGACUACCGGUUCGACACGGUGAACAAGGAGUGGGUGCACUGGGAGAACUUUGUCAAGCCCUAUGAGCCGAUUCCGGGCAUCGAAGUGAUGUACCAGAACAUCGUGGUGUCCGGCGUCGACAUCGAGAAGUACAAGUACGUGCUCGACUUGCACAUCAGCCGGUAUAAACCAGUUUUGUACGUGGGUGUGCCCGGUACGGGGAAGACCACGAUCGUCAAGGAUUACUUGACAGAAGUGAAGAUCCGCCGCGACGACAUGAUGUCCUCCACGAUUUGCAACAACAGUUACACAUCUUCCUACGCCUUCCAGUCGAUUUUGGUCUCAUCUUUGGACAAGCGGACAGGACGAACCUAUGGUCCGCCGAGCAACAAAAAGUGUAUCUUCUUCGUCGAUGACUUGAACAUGCCAGCGAUGGACAAGUACGACACGCAAUCCGGUGCCAUGUUGCUGCUGCAAAUGCUCUCCUACAUGCAGAUCUACGACCGUGAUGAUUUUUCCAUCAAAAAGGACCUGCAGGAUAUUCAGUUCGUGUGCUGCAUGAACCCCAAGGCCGGUUCUUUCAUGAUCAACGACAGGCUCCAGAGGCACUUCACCGUCGUGACGACCUUCCUACCCACCGCGGAGUCCAUCAAGGGCGUUUACGGGCCGAUUGUGGAUACUCACUUUAAGCAGGGCUUCCCGAAAAACAUUCAAGACCUUGGGCCAGUGCUGGUGCAGGCCACAGUUGAUGUGCUGCAGAACAUUUUGAAUACCCCGUGCUUCUUGCCCUCUGCUGCUAAGUUCCACUACCAGUUCAACUUAAAGGAUGCGGCCAACAUCUUUCAGGGAAUCGUAUUCACGAACCCGGCCAUGUUCAAAGAUGGGCCGGCGAAGAUGGCGCGCUGCUGGCUCCACGAAGCGAACCGGGUGUUCGGGGAUCGACUUGUCUCGCACUCCGACGUUGCGGAGUUGCAGGCGAUUCUGGAGAAAGUCCAUGGAAAGCACAUCGCCGCGAUCGUCCCCAAGGACGAAAUGUUCCAAGAGCCGUUGAUCUGGACCACGUUCAUGGCGGUGGCGGGCGGGAAUGAUAAGGUCUACUUGCCGAUCAAGGACCUGGCGGCUCUACGCACGACGUUGGAAGACCAGCUGCGCCAGUACAAUGAGGCCAACGCCGCCAUGAACCUGGUGCUCUUCGAGGACGCCAUGAAGCACAUUUCCCGUAUUUGUCGCAUCAUCGACUUCCCAUGCGGCCACGCGCUUCUCGUCGGUGUCGGUGGUUCAGGUAAGCAGUCGCUCUCGUACCUGUCCUGCUUCAUCAUGCAAAUCACUGUGGUUCGUAUCUUGGUCAAUCAAUCCUACGGGAUGGCGGAGUUGAAGCUCGACCUGCAGGAGUUCUACAAAAAAGCCGCGGUGAAACCCGGAACGCCGCACGCGUUUCUGAUGACGGACGGCCAGAUCGCGGAUGAGCGGUUUCUGGUGUACUUGAACGACAUGCUUGCCUCCGGUAACAUUCCGGAUCUGUUCACCCGCGAGGAGUACGACGCCCACCUGGGCGCGAUCCGCAACCUCGCGAAGGCCGCCGGCGUACCGGACGACCGCGACGCACUGUUUCAAUACUUCCUAGAUCGGGUCAGGAAGAACCUGCACAUGAUUUUGUGCCAUUCGCCUGUCGGUGACGACUUCCGAAUUCGUGGGCGCAAAUUUCCGGCCUUGAUCUCGUGCAUGGUAGUUGACGAGUUCAUGGCGUGGCCGCGGGACGCAUUGCAGGGUGUCGCUGCCCGGUUCUUAGAACCGAUGAUCGACAGUGGCAACUUUCCCACGGAUGAGAUGAUGACCACGGUGUGUGAUAACAUGGCGGAGGUGCACUUGUCGAUUGAUGUGGCGAAUCAGCGCUACCUUGCGCAGGAGCGUCGCUACAAUUACACGACACCCAAGUCUUUUUUGGAGCUCAUUUCUUUCUACAUGGUCAUGUUGAAAGACCGUCAGGCGAAGGUGACGGUCAAUUUCGAGCGGUUGGAGAAAGGUCUGACUAUUAUGGAACAGGUGCAGGAGAAAGUCGAGGGUUUGAAAGAGGAUCUAAAGGUGACUAUGGUGCAAGUCGAGGAAAAAAAAACCGCCACUGAUGCGCUGAUCGCACAGGUCACCGAGGCCACGGAUAAGGCAAACAUCGAGAAAGCCGCAGCGAACGAAGAAGCUGAGAAGACGAACGCCCUGGCCGCGGACGCAGCGGCGGUGAAAGCGCAGGCGGAUGGGGAAUUGUCCGAGGCUAUGCCCGCGAUGGAGGCUGCCAAGGAAGCGGUGAACUGCCUGACCAAGCCGGCCAUCCAGGAGUUGAAAUCGCUCGGUAAGCCGCCGGUCGAGUGUAUCGACGUGUGUGCAGCGUGCGCGUUUUUGCUGAAGAACGAGAAGAAGAAGCUCGACUGGAAGGGCGCGCAGAAGAUGAUGAACAAUCCUGGUGCGUUUCUGGAUGAGAUCUUAGCGUUCGAUGCCAACAACAUUCCCGACGAGGUACUGAAGAAUGUUGAGCCGGUGCUUGCGCAGCCGUUCUUCACCUACGACAUCAUGAAGGGGAAGUCCACCGCCGCGGCUUACUUGACCAACUGGGUGAUCAACAUUGUCGGGUACAAUAAGAUCUACAAGAAGGUGGCGCCGUUGAUGGAGAAGGUCCGCAUCGCAACGGAAACGAAAGAGAAGGCCGAAGCAAGUCUAGCGAUUGUCAUGGCGCGGGUUAAAGAAGUGGAAGAGAAAGUCGCAAGCUUGAACGAAACGUUGAGCAACGCCGUGUCCGAGAAAGAAGCGGUCGAGGCGCAAGCGGCGGCUUGUUUGGAGAAGCUUGGUCUGGCGGAACGCUUGGUGAACGGGUUGGCGGAUGAGUACAAGCGUUGGACCAACACGGUGAAGGACUUGAAGGAGUUAGGCCUUCUGUUGAUCGGCGAUUGUUUACUCGCUUCCGAGUUUGUCGGUUACAUUUCGCCAUUUUCGUCCAAUUUCCGUUUGGACCUGUGGAAGAACCAAUGGAUUCCCGAUAUCGAAGGGCGAAAGAUCCCGAUUUCGAAGGGGGUGGACCCGUUGAAGGUAUCUGCUGCAAAAAUUUGGAAUUCAAAACUGACAGACUAGUUGGACGUCGUCCAUGAGAUGCAGAGGAUCUGUCGUAGCACGCAGUAAAGUUGCGGUGCGCUAUGCGCGAGUAAAGUAGAAACAAAAUUUUUUGCAUACGCCGCAAUUUGUCCACACAGGUCUUGACCAACGAGGCCGAGAUGGCUGGCUGGGCUAACGAGGGGCUCCCCGCUGAUCGAGUUUCGCUGGAGAACGCCUCCGUGAUCGUGUCUUGCGCCCGUUGGCCGUUGAUGAUCGAUCCGCAGCUGCAGGGCGUGAAGUGGAUUAAGCAGCGGUUCGGCGAGGACUUGACCACGAUUCAACUGAGUCAGAACAACUGGCUGAACAAGGUGGUGUACACGAUUUCUAUGGGUCUCACCCUGCUGAUCGAAGCCGUCGGGUCCGAAAUCGACGCGAUCCUCGAGCCGCUGCUCGGGCGUGCGGUCAUCAAGCGCGGCCGCUCGCAGUUCAUCAUCAAGCUCGGUGGUGAAGAGGUCGAGUACGACCCGAAGUUCAAGCUGUUUUUGCAGUCCAAACUGGCCAACCCGCACUACCGCCCGGAGAUCGCGGCCCAGUGUACCAUCAUCAACUUCAUCGUAACGCCGUCCGGUCUCGAGGACCAGAUUUUGGCUAUUGUCGUCAACAUCGAGAAGCCGGAGCUGGAACAAAAGAAACAGGAACUGGUCAGGAAGCAAAACGAAUUCAAGGUGACCCUGUCCCAAUUGGAGGACGACCUUCUCGCUCAGCUGUCCGCGGCGGAUCCGGCCACGAUUUUGGAAAACAUGCCACUGAUUGAAGGUCUGGAAGUGACGAAAGCCACCUCGGCCGAGAUCAACGAGCAGGUACUUCAGUGUUUUUUUUUUGUGUGGUGGUCAUUCUUUUUGCAUUUACAAAAAUCGCAAACCUCGCACACUCAUGCAUUGAGAGUCCGUUCCAUAGCAAGUGUAAGUUACAAUCAAACAGCUCUAUUAAACACUAAUCCUUCCACCUCUUCAAUGAAAUUAUUUCAGGUGAAAAUCGCGGUUGCGACCGAGAUCAAGAUCAAUGAGUCCCGCGAAAUGUACCGUCCGGCCGCGGCCGAGGGCUCCAUGUUGUUCUUUUUGAUCAUCCAACUGUGCUUCGUCGAACACAUGUACCAGUACAGUCUUGACGCGUUCCGUGGCUUCUUGGAAAAAGCAAUUGACAAAGCGCCACAGGACGAGGAUACCCGGGUCCGUGCGCUGCAUUUGAUCGACACCAUCCGCAUGGUCGUGUUCCGGUGGGUGAAUCGAGGGCUCUUCGAGAGGCACAAGCUGAUUUUCUGUGCGUUGUUGACCUUCCAAUUGUUUCAGAAGGGUGCUCUGAAUGAGGAUUACAACGCCACCUACAUGGACUUUUUGCUGAAGGGUCCUGUCAAGCCGGGCAUCGAAAACCCAAUUGCCGAAUGGUUGCCGAACACUGCGUGGUUCGCUGUCAACAAGCUCGUGGACUUGGAGGGAUUCGAUUCUUUUGCGCAGAACAUGGAGAAGGACGCCCCGAAUCGGUUUCGCGAGUGGUGCAACGAGCUCGCGCCAGAAGAUGUGAAGUUACCGCUGGACUGGAAAAAGCUCGAGCAGGUUCCGUUCCAGAAACUGCUCGUCUUGCGCUGCCUCCGUCCUGACCGGAUGACGAUUGCUCUGACCGAAUGGAUCGUGAACGCUUUGCCGAACGGAAAGGAGUACGUCUUCUGCGACGGGUCCAGCUCCUUUUUCACGGUGUUAUCCAAUUCCUUCGAGGAUUCUACCAACACGGUACCGAUCUUCUUCAUUCUGUCCCAAGGUGCAGAUCCGGUGAAGGAGGUCGAGGCGAUGGGUCGCAAAAUGAUCGGCUUGCAGCCCAACGUGAACUACCACAAUGUCGCGAUGGGACAGGGGCAGGACGUGGUCGCCAUGGCGAAGCUGGACAUGGGCCACAAGGAGGGGCAUUGGGUUAUGUUGCAGAACGUGCACUUGAUGCCGUCGUGGUGUAAAGUUCUGGAGAAGACCCUCGAUAACAUGGCCAUCGAGGGUUCGCACCCGAAUUUCCGCUUGUUCCUCUCCGCCGAUCCGUCGAACGGUAUUCCGCCGGGUAUUCUCGAACGGUCCAUCAAAUUGACCAACGAACCGCCGCAGGGGCUGCAGGCGAAUCUGCGUCGUGCGUUCGCGCUGUUCACGAAAGAGGACUUCGACGACCGUGACGCGAAGGUGAAGGCGAUUCUGUUCGGUCUGUGCCACUUCCAUGCGAUCAUGUUGGAGCGGAAGAAGUUCGGGCCCAUGGGCUACAACAUGAUGUACCCGUUCUCGAACGGUGACUUGCGCGAUUCCGCUUCUGUCCUGUACAACUACCUCGAGGGCUCCUCUUCCGCGAAAAUCCCGUGGGAUGAUCUCCGCUACAUCUUCGGCGAGAUUAUGUACGGUGGACAUAUCGUCGAUGAUUACGAUCGGCGGCUGUGUGCAACGUACCUCGCCUACUUCAUGCGCGACGACAUUCUCGAUGAGCUCCAACUUGUUCCCUACUGCGAUAACAAGCUGGUCUGGUUCACCCCUGCGUCUGGUUCUCCGCACGAGAAGGUGGUGGAACACUUGGAAACCAUGCCAGCAGAAUCCCCGCUCUUCUACGGGAUGCACCCGAACGCCGAGAUCGGAUUCCGCACGACGCAAUGUAACCUCAUGUUCGACACGCUGCAAAAUCUCCGACCCAAAGAAGCUGCGGGUGAUGGCGACGGAGCCACCGCCAGUCCGAUGCAGAUUGCGGAGCAGCUGUGCAAUGAGAUCUUCGAGGAGAUCAAGGAGAUCCGGUUCGCGGUGGAGGACACGAGCAAGGGUAUGAGCGAGGAGGAGAAGGGUCCUUACCAGUUUGUUUUCCUGCAUGAGUGUCAGAACAUGAACAAUUUGAUCGGCGAGAUGGUCCGUGGUUUGGGGGAACUGCAAUUGGGUUUCAAGGGUGAGCUGCAGAUGUCCGAACAGAUGGAAGCGCUAGCGGAUUCCUUGUUCAAGGAGAAGAUCGCGCCGCGGUGGCAGAAACUCGGGUUCCCGACCACGCGCAACCUGGCGAAUUGGCUGUCCAACUUGAAGGAACGUUGCGAGCAGCUGAACGACUGGAUUGGCGACCCGCUCACGAUUCCGAAGGUAGAGCGUGUUUGAUAUUUUUAACAGAUAAGUAGUAGUUUGUGAUGCAUAAUAAAGAACGUGCGGUAGAAACAACUCUUUUUUCUUUAUGCAAGACUGUUUCUCUUUUCGAUUUCUAUACGACGCACAUACUCACGCCAGGUCGUCGACAUCGCGAAGUUCUUUAACCCGCGUUCAUUCCUGACCGCGAUCAAGCAGCUCUGCUGUCAGCAGCAGCAACUGGAGCUCGACAAACUGGACAUGUUCACCGAAGUUACGAAGCGCGAGAAAGGUCAGAUGGACGCCCAUGCCCGUGACGGGUGCUACGUGUGUGGAUUGUUCCUCGAGGGAGCACGAUGGGACAUCAAUACGAAUUCCAUGGAAGAAUCCAAGCCAAAGGAGAUGUUCUGCAAGAUGCCGGUCAUCAUCUGCAAGGCGGGAUUGGCCUUGGAUCGCGAAGAAAAGAAUGUUUACAUGUGCCCGACCUACUGCACGCCUGGCCGUCGGCCCGAUUUCGUUUUCUUGGCUCAGUUGCGCACCAAGCAGCCGGGACAAAAGUGGAUUUUGGGCGGAGUGGCGAUGAUUUUGGAUAUCGGUAUUUCCAUGUGAGGGUGAAAAUUAGAAAAAACUAGCGGAAUUGAAUAACAAUAAAACGAAAAUUUACAACGCACAAAAUAAGUGGCAUUCCGAUAGACAAGGAGUCCACAUGCGCGACCGACUAGUAGUGCUACGUGGUAUUAGGAAAAAACGGUUACUGACGACUGUGCUGGUUAAAAAUUUGUUACACUAAUUAUUUGUGAAAUCCUGAGGCUGCAGGCGGGCCAUCGCCAUCGGGAGAACUCACUGCACUACUACCUAAUACCAGCGAGUCCGAGAUACAUUUGAGCUUUUAUGUUUGUUUCCAUUCUAUUCUUAUAUUCGAAAUCUAUUACAAUCAGAAUUCUAUUCUUAUAUUCGAGAUCUAUUACAAUCUAUUUUUUGUUGUAUUAAGGGCCAAAAGUAAAGCUAAUCUCGUUUCGUGGUUAGCCCUGCCACAAGAACUGCAACUUCAUUGCCGUUUCGGCACGAUCUAUUCAGAAUCGGAAGAUAUUUUUUAUGUUGUAUUUGAUGUUCGCGCGAGUGCGAACCCAAAAAACCUAUCGGAAUUAGGUUUGGUAAAAGUAUUUUUAAAUAUGCGGAAGCAGGGACAUUCUCUACCACCUCGAAAAAAGUUUGUCCUUGCGCAUGCAGCAGUCGUAGCAGUAGGAUUUUCUUCCCUAGGUGGAGGCAGAAUCUUACGCGAAAAAUGCAAUAUCUUCUCCUUUUCGAUGUAUUGAAAUUUAUUUUACGCCGCUUGCCGACGGAUGUAGGAGAACACGCGAAUUACAGGUUGUGCACUCUUACGGAUGUGCAAACGGAAGUAGGAGCUUGCUGCAGUCAGUGCGACGUUUGCUCUUACGCUUUGAUCUAAGUACAGUAAAAAUUGUUAAUGGCUAUAUUUCUACAUAAUUAUUUUAUGCGGUGAAUCAGACUUGCAGGUCUUAGAACUUAAUUCUGCCCUUCUCCAUCUGAGCGGGCAGCAGUUUUCAGAAUCAGUUUCGCGCUAAUUAAAAAGAGAAGGCUUGGCGACGUGAUGGGUCGUUUUCUUCCUGUGUCGUUGUAGUGAAGCCUUUUCGAAAAUUUCUUUUCUUGCUCAAGUUUCGUUAUGAAAAAAAAUUAUCUUUGUACAGCUAAGUUUGAUCUAAGUUUGAUUGGAAGUUCAAGUUUCAACGACAUUGUUUCAAAUAUAUUAUGGCGAGAAGUUUCUACUGCACAGCAACGUCUUUCAAUGAACAAUACUAGGUGUUUAUUCUGUCGUGGUGCAUUCCAUCACAGAAUGAAAGCUUGCAUCGCCUGCUGCCCGUUGCUACAACUACGAUGCGUUGGCUUUCUUGCCAUCCCGAACCAGAAGAACCCAUCGCCAGGGGUAAUUUUCAGUAAAGAUCAGAAAUGAUUCUUGCAGGUGUGCAAUGAAUGCAAAACUGAAACAAAUAUCAACCAACAGUCCGCG
Messenger RNA from Amoebophrya sp. A120, 16190 nucleotides. NCBI's taxonomy places the organism in Eukaryota, Dinophyceae, Syndiniales, Amoebophryaceae. The record is from the annotation of a GenBank genome assembly.